Messenger RNA from Acanthosepion pharaonis, 633 nucleotides. Lineage: Eukaryota; Metazoa; Mollusca; Cephalopoda; Sepiida; Sepiidae. The record is from the annotation of a GenBank genome assembly.
AUGGCCGGGUCUCACAGACGCCACUUCCGAGUAUAUGGUCGGGAAUCAUCGACAUUGCUUCUUAGGAAUGGCCGGGACCCACCGAUGUCACUUCCGAGUAUAUGGCCAGGACCCAUUCCUAGUAAUGGCCGGGAUCCACCGAUGUCACUUCCGAGUAUAUGGCCAGGACCCAUUCCUAGUAAUGGCCGGGACCCACCGAUGUCACUUCCAAGUAUAUGGCCAGGACCCAUUCCUAGUAAUGGCCGGGACCCACCGAUGUCACUUCCGAGUAUAUGGCCAGGACCCAUUCCUAGUAAUGGCUGGGGCCCACCGAUGUCACUUCCGAGUAUAUGGCCAGGACCCAUUCCUAGUAAUGGCCGGGACCCACCGAUGUCACUUCCGAGUAUAUGGCCAGGACCCAUUCCUAGUAAUGGCCGGGACCCACCGAUGUCACUUCCGAGUAUAUGGCCAGGACCCAUUCCUAGUAAUGGCCGGGAUCCACCGAUGUCACUUCCGAGUAUAUGGCCAGGACCCAUUCCUAGUAAUGGCCGGGACCCACCGAUGUUACUUCCGAGUAUAUGGCCAGGACCCAUUCCUAGUAAUGGCUGGGGCCCAUCGACGUCAUUUACGACUAAUGUCCGUACUUACCUCUGA